Messenger RNA from Rubroshorea leprosula, 1415 nucleotides. NCBI's taxonomy places the organism in Eukaryota, Viridiplantae, Streptophyta, Magnoliopsida, Malvales, Dipterocarpaceae. The record is from the annotation of a GenBank genome assembly.
GUGAUGGCAAACAACCUUAUCCUGAUGCAAUUUCAACAUGUAUGUUCCCAUCUGUGAGUUUUACCAUUUUGAAAAAUUGGCAACCAAUGGUGCCAAGAUGGUGAUUAUAAGUAAUUACUCAAGACGUGCAUCAACGACAAUGAACAAAGUGAAGAGCCUUGGAUUAGAUCCCUCUGUCUUUGAAGGAGUCAUCACCAGUGGAGAGUUAAUGCAUCAAUACUUCCAAAGGAGAGAUGAUCCUUGGUUUGCAGCACUAGGAAUAGGAAGGUCUUGCAUUCAUAUAACCUGGAGUGACAGGGGUCCUAUCUCUCUCGAGAAGCUGAGUUUGUUUUGGUCCAUGGAACCAAAGCCUUGGGGCUUCCCUCUGGUAACAUCUCCAGUGAGUCUUGAGGAUCUUGAGAAAAUGUUGGAGCAAUGCGCUUCUAAAAGGAUUCCCAUGAUUGUAGCUAAUCUGGACUUUGUGACCGUUGAGGCUAGAGCUUUACUUAUCAUGCCUGGUACAUUGGCUGCUAAAUAUGAAAAGCUUGGUGGUGAAGUGAAAUGGAUGGGGAAGCCUGAUCAGAUAAUAUACAAAUCAGCUAUGGUGAUGGUUGGCGUGGAUGCUUCUGAUUCUAUAGCUGUGGGUGAUUCCCUUCAUUAUGAUAUUAAGGGUGCGAAUGAGGCCAGAAUCGCUUAGGCAUUUAUCACUGGAGAGAUCUAUGCAACUGAGCUUGGACUCAGAAGUAUUGGGCAAGUUGCAGAUACGAGCCCAUGCAUCAUAGCCAAAUAUGAUGCACAUCCAACAUAUGUGUUGCCAGCAUUUGCAUGGUAGAAUCGCACCACAGUAUUUGUUCUUCUUUAUUCUGUUUUCUUACAUUAUUAUUAUGCCUGAAGACAAAGUUUUACAUCAUGCACAAAUGGAAAUGUUGGAAGGGAAAUUAUCCUUACAAAAGAAAUGGCUCUUCAAGUAAAAGAGACACUGCUGGUUUCAAUGUUUACCUUGUGAAUAUUUAGGUCAAAGUUCAAGAUCUUUGAUAUACUUAUUCCUGAAUCUGUGAACAGUAAACUCGUCUGGAUAAAAUGGUUGGGGUUACUUGCUUGGUGUUCAUAACAUGAGUUUAUAUUUUCCGGGUUCCAGGUUUCACUGUCUCUUAAAUGUUGUUUUUAUCUCUUAUAUUUUACUUUAAUAUGCCGAACAGGGUCAAGCGUCAAGAUCGUGUUCAAAUGGUGCUCUUUUGCUAUGGUUGCUGAAUCUUUAUUUCUUUGGUUAAGAAAUCCCAUGUCACAGUUGUAAGUUCUUCAGAUUGGAUCUUGCUGCUUCAAGGUAGUAGAACAAAAGUGCGGAUUUAGUUGUGGACCAUUGAAAAAUUGAAUGCAUUUGACUCUUUGGCUUGUGAUUCUUUGCACACUCAUUGUGACAUCAUGAUUUAAAUUCU